Molecule: messenger RNA, 2120 nt
Organism: Centruroides sculpturatus (bark scorpion)
Lineage: Eukaryota; Metazoa; Arthropoda; Arachnida; Scorpiones; Buthidae
Exons: 3
Coding region: 38-2101 (687 amino acids)
Cellular component (GO): endoplasmic reticulum membrane
Molecular function (GO): mannosyltransferase activity
Source: RefSeq, a predicted model, not a curated record
UACCUGUGACUAGCGUAGAGGAUAGAAAGUUUAUACGAUGUCUUUCAGAAAGAAUUUAAAUAAAAUGAAAAAUCAAACGUUACAAAAGCAACAUUAUAAUCAAAAAAGGGAUAUUUCUAUCAAUUCGAAUAAAUCUAUUUUCCCUCCAUAUACUCUUAGUGUGUUAAUGGUGUUAACGUUAGCAAAUCGACUUUGUCUCUCCAUCAGUCCCACUUCUUGGUGGAUUUUACAUCCAGAUGAAGUUUUCCAAUCGAUUGAAGUUGCACAUUCUGAAGUAUAUAAUUAUGGAUUUCGUCCGUACGAAUAUCUCCCCUCCAAAAUUCCAGACUCCGUUAGUGAAAAACAACACAUGAAACUAAGUAUGUACAGUAUGAGAAGCUGGCUUCAUCCUCGAAUUUAUAUCAUUUUAUUUUACUUUAAGGAAUGUUUUUCGAUUAAAACUAAUCCAUUUGUGUUUGCUAAAAUGUGCCACGCAUUCCUUGCUGGAUUUUUACCUUUAAGCAUCUACAAAUUUCUGACAAGUAUUCAAUUUCCAGAUGAUAUUGCUAUAAUAUCCUCGAUUUUGGUAGCUUUUUCGGAACAAUUGAUUCAAAUGGGGACUCAUACUCUUAUUCAUAGCUUAUGCUCUCCUUUGCUUUUUUACUUUUUAAGUGAUUUCUUUCGAAUUACAGAUAUGCAGAAAGAUAACGAAGAAGCGAAACAAAAGAUAUCUUUGCAUUUGCUUUUUAUCAGUUUCUGUUUUGGUCUUUUAAUAUAUCUUAGACCAGAUUAUAUUCUUAUCAUAUCUCUCCUGAUUUUAACUUUUCGAGGAAAGAUAAUUCUGCAAAAUAUUCAACUAAUAAUAGCAAUUAUCUUGGGAGUGUCUGCGGGAAUUUUCACAGGAGGGUUUGACGAUUAUUUUAGUUACGGACUAUGGUUUGUUUCACCCUGGCAGUGGAUUAGGUUUCAGAUGUAUUUUGCAGGGAAUCUUUUCGGUAGAAUGGAUAUAUCGUUCUAUAUCAAAGAAACAAUUGUUUCUAACUAUCCAAAUACCAUUUUAGCGUCGAUGACAUUAUUAAUAUUUGGGAGUUUUUUAUUUGUAAAUUACAGCAAAGUAUAUCGCGAAUAUAUGAUAAAAAUGACAAAAUUAGGCUUAGUAGUCAUUUUACUAUUAGUAUUUUACUCUUUUCAGCCUCACAAGGAACUACGCUUUAUACACGACGUCAUUGUUCUCUUCCUCUGCAUUUCGUCUGUGACUGUGUACGUAUUAUAUUGUUUCAUUCGACAUCUGGCAUCGGAAAAUGCUCUUUAUACAGACUUCCUUCUUUUCGCUGAAAUUAUUUUGUAUGUUAUCGACGCUUUUAUGUUUCGAAAUACAAUAGAUCAUACAGAAUCCAGUAUGGUUAACAUGAGCUUGGAUUUUGUUAGCAAACAAAGUGAUGUUACUGGCUUAUUACUGGAUUAUUCCAUAUACAAAACGGGGGGAUAUACGAUAUUACAUAAGGACGUUCCUAUUUUUGCCAAGACUCACUACGAAUUUAGAGAAUGGAGCAUCGAUAGCAGACAGAAUUUUAGCAGCAAAAAUUAUUUUGGAGUAGAAAAAAAUAUCAGUCUCUGUCUCAUGGAUAAAGUUACUAAUUUUGUUUCUGUGGAAAAUAGCCCUUUAGUCUUAAAAUCUAUAUUAUCUUCUCCUAUUUAUAAUUAUGUCAUUAUUACAGAAGCUAGAAAAUUUUUAAAGAAAGGUUUUCGCGACGUUUUUACAAUUGGAAACGUCACCGUUUAUAAAAGGGAAAAAACAAAAUAUGCUAAAGAAUUUCUUAAAAACUUUGCCGAUAAGAUCAGUAUUGGAAGUAAUUCUACUCUACUUCAAUAUGAAGCAAGUUGGUUAAUGACUUUAGACCUACCUAAUCUGGCAAUAGAUAGGUUACAGAGAGCUCUUCAAAUAGAUCCUCAAUGCGUAAGGUGUUGGCAAUUACUUUAUGUUAUUUUAGAUAAAACAAAUCCAGAAAAAGCUAAAGAAAUACCUAAUCGAUGUUAUAGUUUAAUUAAUAAAGAAAUUUGUGAUACACCAACUGAAAAAAUUAUACUUCAUCCAGAAUAUCAAUUAAAAUUUCCAACGUGACAUUUAUACACUUUUUAAU